GGAAGUUUUUAGAUCAAAACCAAACCGAAAUUCUUGUUAAUGGAUUCUUAUGGUUGAUCAAUCAAAACUCCAGAUUUUAUUGGUUUCAUAAUCUGUUUAUUUCCGUUCUCGUAUUUGUUUAAGGAUUUUGGUUUAGAUUCAAUGGAGGGUCAUCAGAGGAAAUCCAUUACUGCCGAAGAGCUGAAACAACACAACAAAUCUGGGGAUUUGUGGAUCUCCAUCCAGGGUAAAGUUUACGAUGUUUCAGACUGGGCAAAAGAUCAUCCCGGUGGCGAAAUCCCGCUCUUGAAUCUGGCUGGCCAAGAUGUUACCGAUGCAUUCAUUGCGUAUCAUCCGGGAACCGCUUGGCAAUAUCUCGACAAGCUCUUCACCGGCUAUCAUCUAAAAGAUUUCACCGUUUCGGAAGUUUCCAAGGAUUACCGGAGACUGGUCAUGGAGUUUGCUAAAGCCGGUUUGUUCGAGAAGAAAGGGCAUAUUGCCCUGUUUUCACUUACAUCUGUAGCUUUAAUGUUUCUUGUCGUUCUUUAUGGUGUUUUGAGAUGCCAUAGCGUGUGGGCGCAUCUGGGUUCAGCCAUGUUGUUGGGUAUGCUUUGGAUGCAAAGCGCAUACGUCGGCCACGAUUCCGGCCAUUACCAAGUAAUGUCCAGCCGUGGGUACAACAAGCUAGCCCAGAUCAUGUCCGGGAAUUGUUUAACAGGGAUCAGCAUCGCCUGGUGGAAAUGGACUCACAAUGCUCACCACAUUGCCUGCAACAGCCUGGAUCACGAUCCUGAUCUCCAACACAUCCCGGUUUUCGCGGUCUCCUCACGGUUCUUCACUUCCAUCACGUCUUCAUUUUACGGAAGAAAGUUAAAUUUCGACCCUUUUGCCAGAUUCUUAAUCAGUUACCAACACUGGACUUAUUACCCCGUCAUGAUUGUUGCAAGAAUCAACUUGUAUGUUCAAACUUUCUUGCUUUUGUUCUCAAAACGACAAGUCCCAGAUCGAGGUUUCAACCUAAUUGGAAUCAUGGUGUUCUGGUCUUGGUUCCCUCUCCUGGUUUCAUAUCUACCGAAUUGGCCGGAGAGAUUCAUGUUUGUUCUUGCAAGCUUUACCGUCACAUCGAUCCAACACGUUCAAUUCACUUUAAACCAUUUCUCUGCAGAUGUAUAUGUCGGACUCCCGACGGGAAACGACUGGUUCGAGAAGCAAACGAGUGGGACAAUCGACAUUUCGUGUUCUUCAACGAUGGAUUGGUUCUUUGGUGGGUUACAGUUCCAGCUGGAGCACCAUUUGUUCCCAAGGUUGCCUCGUUGCCAUCUAAGGCAAGUUUCGCCAUUGGUGAGGGAACUGUGUAAGAAGCACAAAUUGCCUUACCGGAGCUUGACGUUUUGGGAGGCGAAUAAAUCGACGAUCAGGACAUUGAGGGCCGCCGCCUUGGAAGCUCGGGACUUGGCUAACCCCGCCCCUAAGAAUUUGUUGUGGGAAGCUAUUAACACUCAUGGCUGAGGUUCUUUUUUAAAAAAAAUUCUCGGCCACGGCGUAGAUUUCGGCGGUAGAGGAAUUCUGUUUCCUUUUGCUUUUUUUUUUUUUUACUGAUAUUUACUCGCUAUGUUUUU
Messenger RNA from Hibiscus syriacus, 1598 nucleotides. Its product is annotated as delta(8)-fatty-acid desaturase 2-like. Lineage: Eukaryota; Viridiplantae; Streptophyta; Magnoliopsida; Malvales; Malvaceae. Gene Ontology annotation, molecular function: oxidoreductase activity, acting on paired donors, with oxidation of a pair of donors resulting in the reduction of molecular oxygen to two molecules of water. Gene Ontology annotation, cellular component: membrane. The coding region runs from base 142 to 1488 and encodes 448 amino acids. The transcript has a single exon. Gene Ontology annotation, biological process: lipid metabolic process. The record is from RefSeq and is a predicted model, not a curated record.